Messenger RNA from Parnassius apollo (apollo), 696 nucleotides. The record is from the annotation of a GenBank genome assembly. Lineage: Eukaryota; Metazoa; Arthropoda; Insecta; Lepidoptera; Papilionidae.
AUGUCACCCCUUGUUAAAGAAAUGCGAGAACUUCGUUGUAUAUUUGACGAACAAAUAUCAAAAAGGGAAAUUUAUCAGGCACCUAUUGCCAAUACACCCCCCUAUACACAAUAUCGAGUAGAGCUUGCAGAACGCACUAAAACUUCAGAGCAAAACGCAGAAAUAAAAAUGCAACUAAGCUCUGAAGUAAAAGAGUUGAGACAAAACAUCCUAGAAAUGUCACAAAAUGUACAAGGAUUAAUGACCUGCCACUCCAACUCUUCAUUGCCCUCAGUUCAAGCCAGCAUUGAAGAACUACGGAAAGACACAAAAGAACUCAAGGACACAACAGUGGAUUCUGAGGCUCCCAUUCGAGUGGCAAUAGAGGGCCUCAGGAAAGAACUCAAAAUUAUGUCACAGAUAGAAGAAACAGAACAGAUAAGCUCACGAAAUUUGAAGACUGAAAUUAAAGACAAAAUUGCAGAAGCUGCAGAAAAACUUUACAGAUUGACCAAGGGAGCUGAAGAAGUAAAGGAAAAUACGAUAGAAAACGAUACAGCAAACUUGGUAAGAAAACAGGAUAUUGAGUUAGAGUUACUUCAGAAAAUGGAAGAACAUAGUAAACUACUCACAGAGUGCAGGAUAGAGACUCAACGCAUAAGUGAAGAAGUGAAAAGUCAUAGGGAUGAACUUAUCACCUAUUAUAACCAAGUGUAG